Penicillium malachiteum is the source of this 1113-nucleotide messenger RNA. RefSeq lists its product as uncharacterized. Bases 1 to 1113 code for a protein of 370 amino acids. The transcript is spliced from 5 exons. Lineage: Eukaryota; Fungi; Ascomycota; Eurotiomycetes; Eurotiales; Aspergillaceae. The record is from RefSeq and is a predicted model, not a curated record.
AUGGAUGAGUACACAACACCGGGGAUGGAGCCGCCAGCUGGUCAAACCUCGCAUUUUUACACUCCUUAUAAUUCACUGCAAAUAGGGACGGUUGUGGCAUUUGGCGUUACCUAUUUUCUAGCGACGGUUUUUGUUGCUCUUCGUUAUUUCCAGGCGUUUAAAUUGGUGAAGAAGGUUGAAAUAGACCUAGUCAUUAUAACCAUCUCUUUUGGUGUUUCUGCGACCUAUUUUGCGACUUUGGUCCGACUCAUGAGAUAUGGCUGGGGCAAACACAUGUGGGAUGUAUCCAUUGCACAGCUCGUCAAGUUCGAUAAAGCACUACUACCAAACACCGUGACAUACUUAAUAUGUCCAGCGAUAACCAAAAUGGCUAUUCUAUCCAUCCUCUUCCGUAUUAAUCCCUCAACCAUCUAUCGCUACUGUGUUGCAGGUGUCGCAGUUUCAAUCUUCGCCUAUACUUUGACCUUAUGUGUUAUCACCGGUGCACCUUGCAAUCCCCUCAAAACUGGAACAACAAAAUGCUUAGAGAACGUCGCCUUAGCACAAGCAGUCUUGAAUAUCGCGUCCGAUCUGGCAGUCGUGGCUCUUCCCAUGCCGACAAUUCACAACCUUCAAUUCUCAACGAAACAGAAACUCACUGUUAGCUGUCUGUUAGCUUUGGGCUCAGGUGUCGUCAUCUGCUCAAUCGCCCGCCUCCCUUACGUCCUCAAACUCGACGCCACAUCCGACACAACCUACACCGAAGCCAUCCUGGGCAUCUGGUCGCUCGUCGAAAUAAAUCUCGGCAUAAUAUGCGCCUGCGCAAUGCGCUUCAAAAAGCUCAUCACAACCUACCUUCCCCGAUUAUCACUAUUCUCGUCUCGCUCUCGUUCACGCAGUAUUGGGAAAGCGUAUGUGACUGAUCCACAUAUGUUCAGGCCUAAGGAUAGCAAGGGACAGCAUUCAUAUCAGCUGCACAGUUUCCAGGAUAACAGUGUAGAGCCUUUUUCGCCGGCCUUCCCGCCGAAGUCUAAGGAUAUUUCUGUUUAUCGGACUUUUGAUGUUGAUGUUGAGAGGACGGAUGGGGAUAGGGAUACCAGGGAUAAUGGGAGUACGGAUAAAAUAUUGACUUGA